GGCGGCGGCCGCGGCGGCGGGGCUGCGGCGGGGCGAGGGCGGCCGGCGGCGGGGAGGGAGUGAGUCACCUGACCGCUGCCCGCGCCGCCCGUCAGGCUCGCUGGCUGCCGUCAGUCGGGCCGCCUCGCGCCUGGGCUCCGGUUUGACGCCGAUCAGAAGCAUGCUCUCACUGAGUUUCCCAGCACCAUCCGUUACACAGAAUGUCUCUGAGUGAGAGUUCGGUUUUCGCCUAUGAGUCCUCGGUGCACAGUGCCAACGUCUUGCUCAGCCUGGACGACCAGCGGAAGAAGGAUGUGCUGUGCGAUGUCACGGUGCUGGUGGAGGGCCAGCGCUUCCGCGCACACCGCUCUGUCCUGGCAGCGUGCAGCACGUACUUCCACUCGCGGAUCCUAGGCCAGGCCGAUGCGGAGCUCCAUCUCACUCUGCCAGAGGACGUGACAGUUAAAGGAUUUGAACCUUUAAUUCAGUUUGCCUACACCGCUAAGCUGUUCUUAAGUAAGGACAAUGUGGAUGAGGUGUGCAAGUGUGUAGAGUUUUUAGGUGUACGUGAUAUUGAGGAAUCCUGCUUUCAGUUUCUCAAAUGUAAGUUUUCGGACUCUACUGCUGACCAGCAAGAACGCCCAAGAAUAAAAUGCUUCCCAUCGCACUGUCAGAAAACAGACCUUAAAAUUUCCCUUUCAGACCAGAGGGAAUUGGAAAUAGAUGAAGUGGAGGAAUUUUUGGAAAACAAAAAUGUUCAGAUGCCUCAGUGUAAACUUCGUCGGUAUCAAGGAAAUGCAAAAGUAUCACUUCCUCUUCAAGACAGUGCCAGUCAAACAUGUGAAUCCAUGUGCUUAGAAAAGGAUGCUGCUCUGGCUCUGCCAUCUUUAUGCCCCAAAUACAGAAAAUUUCAGAAAGCAUUUGGAACCGACAGAAUUCGACCUGUGGAAUCCGUUGUCAAAGAUGUUCACACUUCGUGUGUUCCGCCAAAUGAGACAUCUGAGAGUGAAUGUCUCGGGGGUGUCCAAGAUUGUGCAGAUCUGCAAGUGAUCUUAAAAUGUGAAGAAACUAAAUUACCAGUGGAACAUGAAGAAACCAAGAAGAAAGAUCCCGCUUCUCAGUGUCCGUCCGAGCAAACCGAGGUGGCUCCUCUACCCCACAGCUCUUCUGCGGAUCCUCAUGGCCUCUAUUCUCUGUCCCUCUUACACACGUAUGACCAAUACGGUGACUUGAAUUUUGCUGGUAUGCAAAACAUGACAGUGUUAACAGAGAAGCCUUUGUCAGGUACAGACGUUCCAGAAGAAAAAUUAUUCAGUGAAAGUCAGGAGUUACAUUUGAAAUCUGACCCUGGCCCCAGGGAAGACAGUAGCCUUGCCUCCAGUGACCGGAGUAGUGUGGAACGGGAAGUGGCUGAGCACCUAGCGAAAGGCUUCUGGAGUGAUAUUUGCAGCACGGAAGCCCAUUGCCAAAUCCAGUUAUCACCCGCUGUGGCCAAAGAGAGUUCCGAACCCAUCUACCCACAGAAACGGUCCGAGUGUCCCUGGUUGGGCAUCAGAAUCAGCGAGAGCCCAGAGCCGGGGCAGAGGACUUUCACCACGUUGAGUUCUGUCAACUGCCCUUUCAUCAGCACUCUGAGCACCGAAGGCUGUUCAAGCAAUUUGGAAAUUGGCAACGAUGGUUAUACUUCUGAGCCCCAGCAGGAACCUUGUCCCUACACAUGUGUCAUCAGCCUGGGAGAUGACUCUGAGACUGAUACUGAAGGAGACAGUGAAUCCUACUCGGCCAGAGAACAAGAGUGUGAGGUAAAGCUGCCAUUUAAUGCCCAACGAAUAAUUUCGCUCUCUCGAAAUGAUUUUCAAUCAUUGCUGAAAAUGCACAAAUUGACUCCAGAGCAACUGGAUUGUAUCCAUGAUAUUCGAAGGAGAAGUAAAAACAGAAUUGCUGCCCAGCGCUGUCGCAAGAGAAAACUCGACUGUAUACAGAAUCUUGAGUCCGAGAUUGAGAAGCUGCAAAAUGAGAAGGAGAACUUGUUGAAGGAACGCGAUCACAUCCUGUCCACCCUUGGCGAGACCAAGCAGAACCUGACUGGACUCUGCCAGCAAGUUUGCAAAGAAGCAGCGCUGAGUCAGGAACAGAUCCAGAUCCUCGCUAAGUACUCGGCCUCCGACUGCCCGCUUUCCUUUCUCAUCUCCGAGAAAGGGAAAAGUACUCCAGAUGGGGAACUUGCCUUCCCGGCUGUGUUGAGUUUACCUGAGGGGCCCCCCGUGGUGCCCUCGCCCGCCACCGAGCAGCAGAGCCCGGGCUAUUCCAGCACCAGCAGGAGCAGCGAGCCGGGUGGCCCUCGGGGCCAGGAGCCUGGGCCCGGGGCCAGCACUGGGCAGGCCGGGCUUGUGGAACAGUGUCGGCCCAGCGGCAGCAUCUCGGAUUUCUGUCAGCAAAUGACUGAUAAAUGUACUACUGACGAGUAAACUUGCACUCACUUCCUUCAGACGGGCUGAUUUUUAUUUUCUGCUGAAGUUUUGACAUUGUUUGGACGCUCCAUAUAACCAUCUGUUCCUUAAACAUAUUGUUUUUAUUUAACCCCCUCAUGGUUUGCUGAUAAGGGAAUUCCUCUGAAUUUGACCUAAUGUCUUGAUUUCUACAAGAGAUGUGGAAAAGAUUUUGCUUCCUAGAUACUGAAAAAAAAAAUCACAUGUGAAAAUGUAGUAAGGUUUUAAAAUUCAUGCAUCAAAGAAUAGCAUUAAGUCAUAAUUUUUCCCAGUAUUCAAAAUAAACAUGAGAAUGAAACAGCAUUAUGGAAAAAAAAGUGGUUUCACAGCUUAAAGUAUCUACAGAUAAUUCCUGCUAGAAAAAGUAGCCUACAAAGUUUUAUUAGUGUAACCCUUUUGCAGUACCCCCGUGUAAGAGAAAAGUUCUCCCCAGAAAGUUACUAACCAAGGUCUGUUCUCUUCAGAGGUCAGGUCUCAGUUCCUUGGGAGUGUUCGUGUGGAACUUAAGUGUGCAAAAUGGGAUCUUGAAAUAGAAAUAACAGCAUUAAAGAUCAUUGCUCUUCAGCUGCUUCCAGAAUCAGGGUUUUUUUGGUUUGCACCGUGAUUCCUAAAUUGCACUGGGAAUCAUUCUGCUCUCCAUCAGUAGUGCAGGCUGUGUUAAUAGCAGGGAAGAAUCCUCUCCUUUUUCUCUCCAUCACCUUCAUGUCUGUGACACGCUUAUUUCUUUGGAAGAAGCAGCAGGGCUAGCGAGUGUCUUAGGCUUUAGAAUUCUGGACAGCUUUCUCACCCAAAUACAAGACUGCUUGCCUUCCCAUUAGAGAGCACCCAGGUAAGAAAACCAGACCACAGGAAAGAAGAGGACCUACAUUUACCAGCUGUAGCAGCUCACUUUUCGAUCUAUUUUAAAGUCUUGUCACUCUUGUUAAAAAAAAAACAGAAACAAAAACACAACAUUAUGGUAAAUUGAAAUGCACCUCUAGUGAUCAUGCAGGUUUCUGAAGUAGGUUGGAAUUUGAUCUUGGUCACUGGAAGUCAGAUUCGAUCUUGGUUCUCUUCCUCAACUCUGAUGUCCUGGGACCCACACAUUCAUUUUGACUUGGGUAUUUUAAAAUCAGUCUUUGUGUUUAUUCAUUCCUAUAUUUGAAUACAGCCUCUAUCAUCUGCCCCCUAAUAUUGUACAGUGGUUCUUAGCCAUUCUGGUGUUUGAUGACUUUUGAGAGUCAAAAGUUUGGAACGUUACCAACAGCUGAAAAUGCAUAUUUGGCAUUGACAGAAACAUUUGCUGUACCUAGUUUUUAAGGGGUAGGAAAGAGUUCUUGAUAGUGUCUGGAUCAAAAAUAAACCUUCAUUUCAUCUGGUCAGACAGUUGUGAGAAACACUCUAGACUGUACCUGGAGUUUAGGGGUGAGCCUGUGGAGCUGACGUGGGGGACAGUGCUCCACUCACCACCACAUAGGAGUGAGCAUCGGAGAGCAUGUGGGGACCAGACUGUCUUUCAAACAUUAUCCUUUCUGAAGUGGGGAGAUGGGGGAUCUACUGCUAGUCUGUUCUUAGUAGUUUAUAAUCUCUGCUCUUAGCUACUGCAAGAAAAAACUAGUUGGGCUUAUUUUCUUAUCACUUCAUAGGAAUUCUCAAGAAUUUAUCAGGGAGAAUGAUUAUUCCGUGAUGAUACAUCCUAUACUAAAAAGGAAUUGUGUAUAUAUAUGUGUGUGUGUACAUAUAUAUAUAUAUAUAUAUAAACCCACGUAGCUGUUUCUUUGAUACUUGUAAUUUUUAACUUCAGAAUAUAAAAUAAUAUAAAAACUUUUUUGGUUUACAAAAUGUAAAAUCAAUACAAGCCAAUGGAAUUCUUGAUUUCCUACCUCAGUGUAUACUCAGCUGUUUGUCAUAUCAGUUUGGUAUGUGCUAAUGUCAAAUGAUUUUUUUUGCUUUAAUGGCUACUGUAAAUAACCGCUUUGAAAGGUUACCAACUAUUUUAUGGUAAACCCUCAAUGUCUCCAGAGUUUAAAUAUGAUUUUUAAGACACCUGGUUUAAAUUUCUUUCUACAUACAAACAUAAAUUCUACAUAAGUUUAGCAUUAAGGGUUUAUUUUGAUGAUAUUCUGGUUAUUGGCCAAGUGUAAUAUUUCUUAAAAUAUAGCAUUAAUUUUAAUAACCAGCAUGUAAUACAAGUACACUACCUCAUACCUACAUAAUUUUCAAGUUGUAAUACGAAGGGACAAAUUUUUUUUAAAAAGACAUUUGUCUUUUUUGGCCAUAGGUGGAAAUGUUUUCUAGAUAAUUGCAUAACAUUACACUUUUAUGCCUAUUUUAACAUUUAACUUCUAAAGAAGUUUUUUCGUAAAAAAAAAUAGUUUCAGGUUUUUUUUUUUUUGAGGCUGCCUAAGACAAAUGACAGGAUAAUGUGUAUACAGUGUAUAUCUUUUCCUUCAUGCAUAAUUUUGGAAAGGUGGUUUUUAGUUUGUAUAUUACAUAUAUAUGUGAUCAUUGUUCCUUAUUUUAUUAAUUGGCUUUCUCGAUGCUUUAUUGAUUUUUUAAAAUGUUAAUGUCUAACUCAGUAAAAUAAUACUGCAUUAAAUUGUUAUUUUCAUUAUGAAUUCUAUAGCUGUAGUAAAUAAUUUUUAAAUUUUUAUAUUUAAAAAAUGUGGAUAUAAAUCUUGGUUUCUCCAUCUAUAAAUUUUAAGGCAUUUCCUGUAGCAGAAUACUUAACCAAUUUUAAAUAAGGAAUUGAAUAUAUUUGAUGUAGUGGACAAUACAGGUUGCAUGUGGACAUUUAGCCACAUUAACAACUUGGGGAAAAAAAGUCAGAUGGCAAUGUUAUAAUGAAUUCUCAGGUGAACUUUUUCAGUUCUGAAACAUCUAUUUUGAAUUUGUAAAGUAUUUUAAAUGUUUUAUUAAGGCAUGUAAUAAACUAUUCUUUGAAACUUGUUGGGCAGAAUGAAAAUUUAAAGCCAUAAUGGUAAAGGAUGGCAGACUGAUUGUAAAAUAAACAAAUAUAAUGUCUAUUUUUUUUUGCUCUCUUUCAUAACAGUUUUUGAACAGUGCAAUAAAACCACUAAACUUA
Molecule: messenger RNA, 5532 nt
Organism: Sorex fumeus (smoky shrew)
Lineage: Eukaryota; Metazoa; Chordata; Mammalia; Eulipotyphla; Soricidae
Gene: BACH1
Product: BTB domain and CNC homolog 1
Exons: 5
Coding region: 201-2447 (748 amino acids)
Biological process (GO): regulation of transcription by RNA polymerase II
Molecular function (GO): protein binding; DNA-binding transcription factor activity, RNA polymerase II-specific; RNA polymerase II cis-regulatory region sequence-specific DNA binding
Source: RefSeq, a predicted model, not a curated record